This is a messenger RNA of Closterium sp. Naga37s-1, 654 nucleotides long. Lineage: Eukaryota; Viridiplantae; Streptophyta; Zygnematophyceae; Desmidiales; Closteriaceae. The record is from the annotation of a GenBank genome assembly.
AUGGCGUCCCGCAGGGCGCUACGACGUCUGCUAGCGUGCGCUCUCCAUUCCAAUGUCCCCGCGCCGCCACCUCCACCGACCCUCGCCGCGCUGCCCGUCGUCCCUCAACACGCCUCCCUCACGCCGCUGGCGCGCGAUCUCACCGCUCCUGCGUUCGUCGCUCCACCGUGCUCUCCCACCCGCCCCAUGGGCGCUAUCGGCGCGCGCGCUGCAGGGCUUCCCCGCACGGAGAGCGGGGCUCGGCGCCGUGCGCCACAUGGCGUGACGCUCGGGGUUGUCCGCGCCGCCCCCGCCAGAGGUGCGCGUGGCUGGGGCGGGAAGAAUCGUAGGCGGGUGGGAGGAGGGGGAGAGGAAGGAGGGGGGAAUGCGCAUGGCGUAGUGGUGGUGGUGGUGGUGGUGGUGGUGGUGGUGGUGGAGUAUGACGACGAUGCCACGGAUGCACGUGACUCGUGUGCGUGUGCGUGCGCCGAGGAGCGCUUCCCCGCCAUCAUGGUCACCGGCAAUCCCGAGGGCUCCCAGGCCAGGCGUGGGUCGUUCGAGGUCUCCUUUGGCCACUCCCUGCUCUUCUCCCGCCUGCAGCUGGAGCGCCUACCGUCCCCAGAGGAGCUAGAGGGCCCCCUGGAGCCGCUGCUGGCUGAUGCGCAACCUGAGUAG